Molecule: messenger RNA, 3002 nt
Organism: Brassica rapa (field mustard)
Lineage: Eukaryota; Viridiplantae; Streptophyta; Magnoliopsida; Brassicales; Brassicaceae
Product: protein GLUTAMINE DUMPER 3
Biological process (GO): regulation of amino acid export
Source: RefSeq, a predicted model, not a curated record
AAUAAUGUUUCCCACUGAUCCGGCGGGCGGAUGCGGAUAGAUAAUUUUUUUUGUUUACAUAGAAUCGAAAAAAUGAUUCGAUCAGCGGGAGCCGGCCGGGUUGACCCUCAAAUCAAAGCCAACGCUAGUGAUUUUGCUGCAUAGUGGAUUUUUUUUUUAAAAUGGUAAAACGAUAGUGAUCGUUUGUUAAAGCAUAUUAUGGUGGUGGGUGGUCUACUUCCGUUCUGUUUCAUUAACAAUGAUUUUUCUUCUGUUUUAAAUUUUUGAAAGAAUUUUGUUUUCACGUGAUUUAUGAUAAUAAACAUAUACCAUGAAAAUUUUCGGAUCGUUAUCAUACUAAUUGAAGAAAAAAAAAAUUGAAUACUUUUUGGUAUGUUGCUAUUUAUUAAUAUAUUUAGUCAGUAAACCCUUGCCUUCCGAUAUUUCAAGGUCUCAUUCGUUUGUCUGAUUGUUUCUUUUCUGUUUCUUUAGAAUCAUGCAAUGUUACGCAUAAAAGUCAUAGAUUAAAACCAGUAUCUUCAAACUGCAAUAAUGUUUUAUUAAUAUCUAUACUCUCUAAGUAAAAAAAACUUAAACAAACAUAGUGUUUUUAGUUGUUUUAGGUAACGUUCGCUUUAUUUGUUUGGCGUUAACGUUUACAACGUUGCGGCCAUCCCUUCACGUUUGCAUCGCACACCUAAUUUUAGCUGCUUUAAAGGAACCGUUUUGGGUUAGUCUCUUGUCCUUAUCUAAUUACCAUAUAUGCCUCUGAAACCCUCUCCUUUCUCAGAGGGUUCUUUACUAAAUAUCUAUUAUGAAUCAAUGGGUUUCUUCGUGACAAAAAAAAGAAUCAAUGGGUUUCUUUUUAUUUCUUCAAGUCCAAACAAAAAUUCAUCAACUUCGUAACGUGCUAACGUUUUACUUCUCUGUAAUUUUGAAAGAAAAAAGUUACUAAUCGAGUAUAUGUUGAUCAUAAGCUGGUUAACGACUAUAAAACAUAAAAUACUAAGAAGAUAAUCCCAUAAAGUCAUGCAAUAUUUUAUUUCAAAGUUUUUUUGAGUGGAUUCGACACUUUCUAAAUGGUUAUUAAUUAUCUAAAACAGUAGUUAAGUGUUAUAAUUAGUGAUUUUUUUUUUUUUUUUGUAUCUUAUAAUUAGUGAUUAUUUAUAUUACAAUUCCAUUGUUUAUCUUCAAAGAAUGAUUGAAUCUAAGAUAUUUUUCGAAACACUCCACUGAUUAAGUUUAAAAGUAUUUUUUUGAAUGAAUAAGAUUAAAAGUAUAUAUAAAGGAAUACUAAUUAAGAAACAUACCACCUUAGUUUGGAUCCCAACUGAUCAUCUAACCAACGCAAACUCAUAAGUAGACGUCUAUGUAUAUAUAUAUCAGUACACAUGCAUAAGUAACCUUGUCUAUACGCAUCAACUAAGAAUCUUGGCAUAAUUUAUCUCACAUAGAUGUUUUUUGUAAUUGGUGACAAAUAUAGAUAUAAAUAUGGCUGAUGUAAAAUUGCAAGUACAUAUUUUGACCGUAAUAUUUAUUUAUUAAUUAAGGAACUAAAAAAUCUUUAUCAUAACUCUAGAAAAAAAAAUAUUGACAUUUGAGUUAUUGUAGGCAUGUAGUGAAUUUAGAAACUGUAGAAAUAGCAUGCAGGUUGUAGAAACUAGAAACUGCAAAUGAUUUGAAAGCUCUCUAACCGCAGAAAAUAACUAUUUGAUUAAGAGUGUUUGCUGAUACAUCAAAGUUAAUUUCCUUCUAUAGCAAGCUUAUUUUACCCACUUAACAAAAAAAAAAAAGCUUAUUUUACCCUACACUUUUGGAAUUCACAGAAAUAGUACUUAUACAUCACCUCAACUGCUUUAGCAAACGGUGCAAAAAUACAAAGCGUAGUUAAGUAAUCACGCCAUGACUCCACACAAUCAUCAUUAGUGAUAAUUGAUAAACAUCAACAGAAUUCGUUGUUGUUUUCCUCUAAAUUACUUCUUACAAAAUACAGAAAAUAAUAAUAAAAAGUGGACGAAAAAAAGAAUCUCAUACGCAAAAUUAUAAAAUGAAAUAUGCGUCACACACAAUCCACGACGUUAAUUCGUUUGCUCUCUUUCUAUAAAUUCAUCCGUCACACUUCUCCUCCUCUCACCAAAACAUUUUCUUAUUAAAAAAAAACAUAACAUCAAAUUUUAUUUUUCGCUUACUUUCUUUCAUUGUUUCACAGUCUACAAAAAUGGAAGGAAGACAAUACUACCCUCCAAGAGAAACCGUCGACGGAAACAGAACCACCAUGGGAGGACCGCACUCGCCGUGGCAUUCACCGGUUCCUUAUCUUUUCGGUGGUUUAGCGGCGAUGCUUGGUCUCAUCGCCUUUGCUCUUCUAAUCCUCGGUUGCUCUUAUUGGCGUCUCUCUGGUUACUUCGACGGUGAGGAAAACCAGAGCAGAGACAGCGAUCUUGAAGCCGGAGAUAUGAAACCUGAUACAGCUGUGAAGGCUGUAGCUUUGCCGGAGAAGUUCUUGGUGAUAAUGGCCGGAGAUGUGAACCCCACGUACUUGGCGACGCCGGCGGAGAAAAGCUGUACUUGUGACGAUGAUGAAGACGAGGAGGGUGGUGAUGACGUGAAGGGUAAUGAUCAGGUGGUGCGGCGGAGUACUCAAAGCAACGGUGCGGCACGUUGAGAAACAGAGUACAUGAAGAGAAGAAACAGAGGAUCAACAGUUCUUUAGACUACUGUUUGUAUCUGACCCGGUUGUUUCUGGAUAUUGGGUUGGGUCAGAGCUCUACAUGAUGAGCCUUAAAUAUAGUCUGACUCUUACUAUGGCGGAUAACUAUUAUUAAAAAAAAAACAAUUAGGAAAUGAGUUUGGAUCAUUAGGAAAGUGUUCUGCUUGACAAUGUUAUUUAAUCUCAGCUUUUGAUUUAUUAAGUUGUUUAGGCUUUUUCGUUUUCAGAUUUGUAAGUUUGUAAUUCAUCAGUUUUGUUCCAUUUCGAAUUUUGAUGGAUAUAUCCUGGAAAAAAUGUGAACAUAUUUGUGAUU